AUGGAAGCCCAAUUGCCCACAGCCCAUAACCCGUUUACCGACUCAGACCCGGAAUUCACCAGCUGCUUCUACUUCCAGUCCACCGACGGUCGGGCUCUAAUCUUCGACCUAGUAAGUGUAUCCGGUAUCCCCAACCCCAAAGUCAAAACCCUAAUCCUCCCCCACCGGUCCGCAAGUCCAAACUGCCAUCGCCUCCCCCUAGCUGUCGCCUAUGGCCUGCCACUUGCCAGGCCAACUAAAAAAGAAGAACUGAAGAAAAGAAGCCGUAGGCGAUGUAGCUUCUAUUUGCACCCAUGUGAAGGUUCUACAGUGCAGAUUCUCACACAAGGAAAACUUGGUGCCCCUCGCAUUGUGAAAUUAUACUUUCAACGAAAAAGGAACGUAGAUAAUAUUGAUGAGGGGAUAUCAAAUAAUGUGGAAUUUGAUAUCAAAAAACUUCCAACUGAUCCUGGUCUAAGGAUACUCAUUUUGGAUUACAAUGCUAACAUCCGAGAUGAAGUUCGAAAAGCAUAUAUGUUAAAGGGUCCUUAUCAGCCCCAAGAUCAUGACUUUCCAAAACGACAAUUUGAAGUAACAAUUAGACGAUUCAAUCCUUCGUGGUUUAAAGAGUUCAGUAGUUGGUUGGAAACAAGUUCUGGAAAGCGAGGUGGAGGUGAGUCUUUUGUUGGCGAAGGUUUUACAUAUUGGAAAGAUAAAAAAAGGCUUCAUACUCAUAACAAGCAAGAUGUAUAUGUUACACGUCUUAAUGCAUCCAUUGAUUGUGUUCGACUUCUUUUACGACAAGGGCACUCAUUACGAGGUCAUGAUGAAUCUGAGGAUUCUCUCAAUCCAGGUAACUUCUUAGUGCAAUUGCAAUUUUUGGCUGCUCAUAAUGAAGUUAUUAAUGCCGUCACAUUGACAAAUGUUCCUCACAAUUGCAAAUUGACAUCACCUGAUGUUCAAAAGGAUAUAGUAAAUGUUUGUGCUAUUGAAACGAUCAAUGUUAUCAUCAAAGAUGUUGGCGACUCACUAUUUUCUAUUCUAGUUGAUGAAUCUUGUGAUAUGUCAAUGAAGGAGCAAAUGUCUAUUAUUUUACGUUAUUUAGACAAUAGUGGGCAUGUCAAUGAACAUUUCAUAGGGAUUGAACAUGUUACAAGUACCACGGCUCUAUCACUUAAGGCUACAAUUGAUAAGGAAGGUCCAUGUGCCUUUUACAUUCAUUGUUUUGCUCAUCAACUCCAACUUGCGCUUGUGGCUGUGGCAAAGAAGAACUUCUCUAUUACUAACUUCUUUCGUGUGGUUGGAGGCGUGAUAAAUACUGUUGGAGCAUCUUCCAAACGUUGUAAUCUUCUUCGAGAAAAACAAUUAGACUUUAUUGUUGAGGCAUUGAAAAAUCGCUCUGGUGAUACACGAUGGAGUUCACAUUAUAAUUCUUUGAUCAGCUUGCUUGCCAUUUUCUCUUCUGUUUUAGAUGUACUUGCAAUAAUUGUUGAAGAUGAAUCUUGUUCUUGUGAUCAAAGAUCUGAUGCAACAAAUUUAUUGGAAUUGAUACAAAAAUUUGAUUUUGCAUUUAAUCUACAGUUGAUGAGAAAUGUCUUGGGAAUGUCAAAUGAACUGUCAAAGGCAUUGCAAAGAAAAGAUCAAGAUAUUGUGAAUGCAAUGCAAUUUGUGAGAUUGUCCAACGACGACUCCAAAUAA
Molecule: messenger RNA, 1677 nt
Organism: Olea europaea var. sylvestris
Lineage: Eukaryota; Viridiplantae; Streptophyta; Magnoliopsida; Lamiales; Oleaceae
Product: zinc finger MYM-type protein 1-like
Exons: 8
Coding region: 1-1677 (558 amino acids)
Source: RefSeq, a predicted model, not a curated record